Callorhinus ursinus (northern fur seal) is the source of this 1065-nucleotide messenger RNA. It is a transcript of the gene MGST1, whose product is annotated as microsomal glutathione S-transferase 1. Gene Ontology annotation, molecular function: glutathione transferase activity. Gene Ontology annotation, cellular component: mitochondrion; membrane. The record is from RefSeq and is a predicted model, not a curated record. NCBI's taxonomy places the organism in Eukaryota, Metazoa, Chordata, Mammalia, Carnivora, Otariidae.
GCUUGAAGCUCCGGAGAGAGAAUUAACUGGAAAUUGGCCAGAGUGGGCGCGGCGCCUGCGACCCGCCUCCCCGAGCGGUAAAAGUCACCGCAGUGCCCCCGCGAGCCACCGGCUGGGACAGCUUCGCUGCCGCUGCACUCUUACUGGGACUCACCGGGCUAAGCUCUGGCUUUUCAAUCCGUCGCCUCUGAAACGGAGUUGAGUCCCUGUACCCUGAUUCCAGACCAAAAUUGAAAAAAUGGUUGACCUCACUGAGCUAAUGGAAAAUGAAGUAUUCAUGGCCUAUGCUUCCUAUACAACGAUUAUUCUUUCAAAAAUGAUGUUUAUGAGUAUUGCAACUGCAUUCUAUAGAUUGACAAGAAAGGUUUUUGCCAACCCAGAAGACUGUCCUGGCUUUGGCAAAGGAGAAAAUGCCAAGAAGUAUCUUCGGACAGAUGACAGAGUGGAACGUGUACGGAGAGCUCACCUGAAUGACCUUGAAAAUAUUGUGCCAUUUCUUGGUAUUGGCCUUCUGUAUUCCUUGAGUGGUCCAGAUCUCUCUACGGCCAUCCUGCACUUCAGACUCUUUGUUGGAGCACGGAUCUACCACACGAUUGCGUAUUUGACACCCCUUCCCCAGCCAAAUCGGGCAUUGGCUUUCUUUGUUGGAUAUGGAGUUACUUUUUCAAUGGCUUACAGGUUGCUGAAAAGCCAAUUGUACUUGUAAAGAUAAUCAUACAACUCAUCCACUUAUUUUCUAAGAAUUCUGUACCUCCAAUUUAUAAUGAAUGCUUUUUUAGAUUCUAAGUGGGAGGGGAGCAGAGAAAUUAAGAUGGGGCAAACAGUCUGAAUGUUAACAUCACCAGUAUCAUUUAUUCUUGUUCUAUAUCUGUACUCGAAAUUUCACAUAAUUCUUAAAUCUUUUUAAUACUUCCUUAAGUGCCUUGUUGUAUAUUCUGAUUAUAAUUUGUAACAUUCAUUCAACAUUUAAUAUUUGAAAUCUACAAAAAAGGUGAAUGCAUGUGUGAUAAACCUAUAUUGCAAUAUGGCUGAAUCAGACAUAUGAAAUAAAGAAUUUAAAGAAUA